This is a messenger RNA of Hymenoscyphus albidus, 8084 nucleotides long. The record is from the annotation of a GenBank genome assembly. NCBI's taxonomy places the organism in Eukaryota, Fungi, Ascomycota, Leotiomycetes, Helotiales, Helotiaceae.
CACGUUUGUGGAAAGUUUUCUAUUAUAUCCCAGGAAGCAAAAGCGAACAGGAUCAAUAAUUUAAUGAGUGUUAGACAAGUGAAACUCUCCAUUUCGGACGAAAAAAUAGGGGGGAGGUUCGCUUAUGUAAGACAGCAACGGAAACUUUUACAGCUGAAGUCCCCUGCAAGGCCUGGCAUGUGAGACAACGAUGAUCCAGCCCCCAAAUACCACGCGGAUAUGAUAGGCUCUGAAAAGUAUGUGAGACACACCCAUAGGGUUAAUCUAAUUUAAAUUCACAGUACUCUCUCACCUGCAGUAACCCGUCAGCAGUGGCAUGUUAGAACUGGAUGGUCCCUUCAUUUCUAUUUCCACAAUCACUGCAUACACUGCGAAGACCUGUCGCAUUUCUUGCAUUCAGUCAAUUCCUUCAGUCCUUGUCGCUCCUUUUUGACACUCUUUCUUUUUCUCUAUCUAUGUGAUCAUGGCGAACACGGGGACUAAAAAGCAUUCAAUUUUUGAUAAGCAGGUAACACGCCAUCUUUCUUCGUCGACGAAUUUCGUUAACAGGAAGCAAAGGAUGUCACGCAAGGGUUGAAUGUACUUUACACACCUUCAAACUUCACUAAAGAACCAGCAAAAUGUAUAGAGUGAGUGCUGGCGACACCUACGAUCAAUUCUCUAUUUCUGCUGCUAUUCUGACCUUCUACACAGUAUCAUCGCGGUCCCUGGCCUGGGUGCCGAUACGACCCACGCUGUAAGAAAUACAAAUAUUUACAGAUCUCUUCUACACCCGCACUUUUUGAACGGAGAAACUUUUCUCAUAUCUUGGAACACUUACUGACUUGCGUGAUAGUGGAUCCAUAAAGGACCUGACAAAAAGGGGAAGUGGCAUUGGCUUAAAGAUGAUCAAAUGCUCCCAAAUGUAAUUCCCAAUGCAAGAAUUAGUGUCUUUGGCUACAGGUCUCAGUGGUUUGGUAAAGACGCUGUCCAGACCGAUAUCAAAGCGAUUGCAAAUGAAUUACUCGAGAGUAUUCAAGAAGAACGAGGUGUAGUACGUGGAUACCAAACUGUCAUUUAUGCUUUCACUUACAUUUCUUAUAGAGAAACGUGAAGAGGCCUAUCAUUUUUAUUGGCCACAGUCUUGGUGGACUUGUGGUUGCCAGAGUAAGUCAAGCAGAAUGCUGAUAUUACGUAUGAUUCUAACUUGAUUCGAAGGCAGUCGUGGACAGAGUCCUCAGGAGAGACGAAUUCCCAGACGUUGUAGAAUGCAUUGCUUCUUGCGUCUUCCUUGGGACUCCUUUCAGAGGCUCACCAGCCCAGCCAUACGCAAAGCUACUAGGGAUAGCUGGAGAUCCAGUAGGGGGUAUUGCAAUCUACAAUAACCUUUUAAAGAUUUUGAAGCAUGGAUCACCUGAGCUGGACGACCUCGCUCAUGAAUUCUUAGGAGUAUCAAGGAAGAUGUUUAUUCAUUUGGUCUGUUAUUACGAGACUGUAAAAAGCUCAGGGGUAUAACUUUCUCUCAUUCUUGUUAAACGAUCUUGAAUUUCACUAAUUCAUCUCAAGACCGUUAUAGCCAGUAAAGAGUCCUCAAAUUUCGAGGGUCACGAAAACCAUCCUUGUGAUCGAACACAUGAGGAGAUGAACAAGUUCGGUGGACCCAAAGACGCCGCCUAUAGAGCGCUAUCCAAUAAAUUGAGGAGAAUUAUGUUGAACGAAUGGCCCAAAAUCCAGAAACUACGAAAUUGUGGGCCUUGUCUUUAUUUUGAGGCCAUGACUGAGCUAACAAGAACUAGCAUCUCAAGUGAAAUUCGAUGACAAGGAAGUUAAAGUCAUUCUUGAUUCCCUUGAAGGUAUCAACCCAAAAAAAGAUCUAGAAGCAAUCAGAAAAGGCCAAGGAAGUCAAUCGUGGAUACCGAAAGAUCCAGAUUAUCAAAAGUGGAAAGAUUACCCUACCUAUCAAAACAUCUUGAUCUCAGGUGGGCCCCCCAAGGGGAAAGCGAAGGCGGCAAUCUCAAUCGUAGACGACCUGGAUAGUCUGAUAAAUCAAGUUCCAUACCGAGACGACUCCCCAGCACUUACUUAUUUCUUCUGCGAUGAAAGAGAUGUCGACAAGAGCAAAGCAAUAAAUGUUCUCAAGACGCUAAUCUGGCAAUUGCUGUCGACCAAACCAUUUCUUGCGCGUUAUUUUUCCACUGAGAAUGAUUCUCAAAAAGGUUCACUCGAGAGCGCAUCCUUGCCAGAACUAUGGAGGUCCUUGACCAACGCUUGUUUAGACAGAGAACUUGGCACCGUCUACUUUGUGGUCGCUGGUCUUGAUCAGAUUGAUUCAGCGUCGCGUAAGGUGUUCCUAGAUCUGCUCAUAUCUUGGAAUCCACCGGUAAUGGAAGAUGAGGAUCAGAGUCCCCCAGUGAUCAAGUGGGUUUUCUUGAGUGCAGCAAAACCGGAUAUUGAGAUGGCAUUACGUGGUGCUAUUCGUAUCAACCUGGAUAAUGGAAGCAAUUUGGAAGAGCAAAAAAAAGAGCUUCAUUCCAUAAUUGGCUACAAGAUCAGGGAGAUUUCAAUGAAAAACGGCUACAGUCGCUCCCUGGAAUAGUGAGCAUUCCCUGCCCUUUCUCAGAAUAAAACGAGGAAAGUCUAGCUAACUAUGUGCCAACCAUAGCUAUACCAAGAGUUAUAUUGCUUUUCGUGCAGAUGGGAAAUCAAACUACGAUUGGGUAAAUCUUGUCUGCAAAGAACUUGAGUAUGAUAAACCUCAGUACAAUUAUAUUCGGAGACAUCUGGAAAGCUUGCCAUCAGAUCUUCAGCCAAUGUACGAACAUCUUUCGAAGCGCGUAAGUUUAACAAGCAUCCCUACUACACCGACUUCUGGAGGACAAAAGAAUUGGCAGAGCUUCUUUUUCUUUCUAUUGGCGUAAGGUGGUCCAAAGCUUUUGGAUACUUUGGAAAGUCUACAGUAGGACAAAUACCGUAAGCGUUCUAGGUUGUUCGGUCAAUUGAUGUAUUUAUCCUAAAUAACUAAAGUAGGGAAGUAUUUUGAAUCAAGUUACGCCAGAAUGGGAUCCUCUGUCAUUCUUGUUGUCCACUGAGAGCUGGGCUAAAUGUUCCUUGCUGACAAUAACUUAGAUUUCUAAUAGCCCAGACGACAAACUAGAAUGUAGUAAGGAAAUCCUCAGAUGUUUGCUUCUAGUCGAUACACCACCUACAUUGUUUGAGCUCGCAGUGAUUGCAGAUCUUCCGAUAGAACAACGAAGGGAUGAGGAAGCGAUUAACGAACAUGUGGCAAUUUGUGGUGCAUUCGUCGAUAUUUUCGAAGAUUAUGAGGGCAUAUCGAGAGUUCGUACGAGUAACACUUCUGCUCACACUUAUUUGGAUUCGAAGUCGGAGCAAUGGCUCUCGAUGCCUUCUAAAGUAAUUGACUCGAUAAUACCUUUUCAACCAUAGAUACUGUACUAAUGGUGAGCUAGAAAAUUCAACAUGGAAUCAUCGCUCUACGAUGUCUCGAAUAUGUCCGGUCACACAUCAAAGAGAAAGCCCGAGACCACGAUCUCGGUGAAAAUCAAGAUAAUGAAGAAGAGCAGGGGCCUGACGAGGAAGAGACAGAGAAUAGCGAUGACGGGGAACAUGAGGACAAUGAAGCUGUUGAUGAUACACUGGCUUAUCCCUAUAUGAAAUGGAUUGAGCACGCGUUGAAAGCAACGCCUGAUAUCAUCGAAUGCUUCGAUCUACAUGAGGAGUUCUGGGAACUCGGUUCUGAAGACCGCCGAAAAUGGGCUGCGUUUUUUCAUGAAAAUGAUGGGGACUUUGAUGAGAACUUUUCAACCAUGAGCAUUGCAGCUUACUUUGGGUACAAUGAUUUUGCGGAUUCAGUUUUGAAGAACGAAUUACAUCUCAGAGAGCUCAGAAUGCCGAACAGCAGCGGAAAUUACCCCUUGUAUUGGUCAGUACUCUACCUAACUAUGUUGUUCAGUGGGUUUAUGGUGGCCCCCCAUUUGAAGUUCAUAGUGCUAACAGCCGGUGUUCUAUAUAGGGCUUGUGCCAAAGGACACAUAAAAAUGGUAGAUAAGCUGUGCAAUGCUGGUGCUGAUGUUAACGGCUAUCAAAACGACGAUGAAGCUGUUGGCCUCUCACCACUUCACGGUGCUGUUUUGUCCGGCAAAAUGGAGAUAGUUGAGUAUCUCCUCACAAAAGGAGCCAUCGUUGAUACUCCCAACUUAUCCCAUGGCACUGCCCUUUAUCUUGCAGUGGAAAAGGACUAUGCUCAAAUCGCAAAACAGCUCAUGAAGAAUGGAGCAAAUCCCAAUAGUAUAGGUGGAGACGAUGUACUUCCUUUGAAUGCCGCAGCUCAAAACGGAAAUCUGGAACUCAUUCAACUUCUCGUCCACCAAGGUUCCUAUAUAGAUUGUGAUAUUGAAUACUCGUGGGGCAAUGCUCUAGGUGUUGCGUCAUAUUAUGGCCACCCGAAAGUUGUUAAAUACCUUCUUUCAUUGGGGGCUGCUAUCAACAAAACAGAUGCGCGAGGAUUCUCGCCUCUGAAGUCUUCGGUCUCAACGGGUGCUCGAGGCAAUGAUGAAAUAGUUCGCCUGCUUCUUCAAUACGAUUCGGACCCGGAAUCUCAUAAUCUAGCGCUCGAGUCGGCCGUCGAAAAUAAUCUGUUGCAGUGUGUCAAGGUUAUCAUCGAAAGAUGUCCGCUUGUUUCUCAUAGAAAUCAUUUUGAAACUGCUGCCAAGAAUGGAUUGACAGGAAUUCUGAAGAUUCUGACAGGUGACGGAAUUCCUCAGGAAGUCAAAGAUAAAGCUUUAUAUGAAGCAACUGAUAAAGAACACUUUAGCACGGUUGAAAUGUUACUGAAUAUGGGAGCUAGCCGUAACGCCGAAGGCACCGAGUUAGUUUCUUUUCUAUCUUUACCCUGACCAACCUUCUUUCAUAGCAUUGACUAUAUCUUGUCUAGAUUUGGAGACGCCCUUCAAGCCGCGGCUUAUGAUGGCAAUGAGGAAAUUCUACGACUCCUUCUCGAUAGAGGAGCUGACCCGAACAAGACAUAUGGUGAAGAUACAUAUGGAACAGCACUCCAAGCCGCAGCUUUCGAAGGAACUCUCGCUAAUGUACAGCUACUGGUGGAGCGAGGUGCAUUGAUAAAUUUACCCAAGGUCGGAUUGUUUGGGAAUCCCCUAUAUGCCGCCUGUUCAACUGGCAGAGACGAGAUCGUUGAAUUCUUAAUUUCGAAAGGAGCAGACGUCAAUGCUGUUGGUGGAGUGUACGGUUACUCUAUCAUUAUAGCUUCAAAAAUCAGAUACCAAAAUUGCGUUGAGCUUUUGGUGAAGGCAAAAGCUGACGUAAAUGUCCGUGGGGGACCAGAUGGUAUCACACCUUUGAUUACCGCAGCCGCUGAACUCCCAGUUUCCACUGUCGAACUUCUUCUUGCAAAGGGUGCCAGGCUCCAUGAUGUUGAUAACGACAACAACAACGCAUUGCUUACGGCUGCAGCAUCAGGUGAUUACGAAUCCGUUGCUUUUCUGCUCGGCAAAGGGGCUAAUAUACAUCAUAUCGGGAAAUCGGGUGGUGCUCUCCAUCGAGCUGCGGCCAGUGGAACGCUGGAAUGUGUUCAAGUCCUGUUGAAUGAUGAUAACGAUAUUGAUGUCAAUCGGAGGGGCGGCAAAUACUUUACUCCUCUUCAAGUCGCUGCUUCUUUUGGAAGCUCGGAUAUAGUCGAAGCUCUUCUUGGUCACGGAGCAAUGUCCAUUCCAAAGGGGGUACUUAUUUCACAGCUCUACAAGCUGCUGCCGCUUCGGAUGAUGAAGCCACUGUUCGACUGCUCUUGAAGAAAGGAGCAAAGACGAGUGACAGAGGGGGGCGUCACGGCAGCCCAUUGCACGCUGCUGUUCGCGUGGACGCUUCAAUUGGACUAAUCGAUCUUCUUCUUGAGCACAGGGCCGAUAUAAAUGCUGUUGACGACCUCACUGGUAGCGUUCUUGCUCUCGCCGCUCGGCGAGCUGACGACGAAACGGUUAUCCAUCUUAUCGAGAAGGGAGCGGAUAUCAACUUGGCAGGUGGUAGAUAUGGUAACUUCAUUCAGGCUGCCGUUUAUAUAUGUCCGACAGACACAAUCAAGUCUAUCCUGAAAUAUGAGCCCGACUUGAACUUUCAAGGAGGUUAUUAUGGAAGUGCACUUGCGGCAGCGUCCUCAAGGAACGAGAAUGGGCUAGUAGACUUGUUAAACCAAAAACAGAAACCAACCCAACACAUACUCGACGAGGCAUUGUAUACGGCAGUUCAUUACCGGGAAUCCGACAACGUAGACCUGCUUCUUGAGCAUGGUGCCAGCGUGGUGGCUGAAGGCUGUGGACGUGAGAAAUGCAUCAUUGGCCGCUAUGAAUCCAUCCUUGAUGCACUUGAAAAUGAAAUGAGUAAGGAAGAAACUGCUCAGACGAACUUCGACGGUGAUAAGGAUGAGGUUGAGCUAGAAUUUGGAGCCAAAUCCGACGAUGAUGAUGAAGAUUCAGAGGAUGACUAUUCCUCACAGGUUUCGGAAGACAACGAUGAAGUUGAUAAAGCUUCAAAAAUUGAGAUUUACUUCGGAAUAAAGAACAUACUCACUACAGCUCUAGAUGCUCUCAAUCCGCAAAAGGACCAAGUCAAGGAGGUAAGUUCUAUCUUUCCAAUUCAUCUCAUCUUUGAUCAAGAACAACAGGCUAAUACCAUGAUUCAAUAGCCUGCGCCGGAAUAUAAAUCGUUUGAAGCCCCAAAACAGGAGUCUCAUAUUGUUCCAAAUGUUGCUCCAGGAGAACAGCAACUUGAAACAUCCAAGAAGCAGCCACAAUUGGGUAGGCCAGAGAAUACCGAUAGAACAGUCUCCGAGCCAUCAAUACCACCACAGCCAUCUAUUGCGGAAUUACCUGCUACAAGCACAACCAAAAGUUUUUCUUCAACAAAUCGAUACAAACGACCAACGAGAGAAGAAAUAGAAGCAAGGCCAUUCAACACGACGGUCCCUAAAUCUGAUCCAAAAGAGCGACCACCCAGGUACUCGUCUGAUUACUCCAUUGAGUCUCCUGUUGACACAAGAUCCCAAUUGCUGGGAUUACCUCCCAUUGUUUCGGCUGAGCUUGAAUCAUCACCUCCAAAGCGCCAUAAUCAACCAAUUCCUCCGCCCAAAGAGCCGCCAGCAAGGACUUCCAUCUCACAGCCAGCUCCAAACCAACCUGUCUAUGCAGCUUACCCGGGCCUUUAACAAGCACUUCCUCCACGGCGCCAAAUCUCUCCAGAAAAUCCACCAGGAAAAGCGGUUAUAUCACGUAGAUCUGUAGCAACGCCCUCCCCUCCUCCGUCCACUUAUCCAACCAACCCCGCUUUGAUGCCACAGGGACUACAGCUUCCAAAACGACCAGAAGUAACAGGUCCCCCUUCACCAUCUGUUUACGGGCAGUUCUCACCCUACUCCGGUGCACCAAAUGUUGCCAGUGUCAUAGCUGCAUCAAGACCAGCCAGUUCCUCGAUAUCUACCCCCGGCUAUUUUCCCCCACAAACAAAUACCGAAUACGCUUCAAGGCCAGCCCGAGCUUCUGUGUCGAGUUCAAGCUACUCGUCUGCCCAGCCAGCCGUCAACACUUCGAGACAAAGCCGAGCCACUGUAUCUAGCGCCAACAACCUCUCGUAUCCACGAUCCUCGAUACCUGAACGUUUUGUCCGGAUGCCUAGCCCAUCACCUCCGUCUAGCAUGGGAAGCUACAACCCAUCAAGAAUAGAAUACGCGCCUGUAUCUACGUCAGGAUACCCUUCUCCACAGCCAGUAUCUAGUCCUCCCUCAUGGCAGAGUCGAUCAUCUGUCUCUAGCUCUCAAACUAACCCCCCUCCUUAUCCUGGGGCUUCGACGACAGAUUACUUUGGAGCAUCAUCUCAAGGCUCUCCUGCGCAACCACCGUAUAACAUGAAUGGUAUACCUUACGCUGCGUAUAGACCAAGUCAGAGCUCUAGCCAGAAUUAGAAUCAGAACCAGACUCAGAAUCCGAAUCCGAAUCAGAGUCAGAAUCAGAACACUAAUCCGAAUCAAAUUCAGGGGCUCGGCUACGGACGCGGGGCUCCACAACAGCCAAGGCCAAAUCUGC